CACUCAUUUAACUUGUCAAGCCCAUCUUUGCCCAAGUGCUUCAGUUCAGACUGAGUCUUCUACUCUCUUCUCUUUCCACCCAAGAAUAUAAGUUGGUUGUCAAGUUCAUCACUGAUACCUCAACUUUAAGAUGAGCAGCACUUGCUAAGUGGAGAAAGGCAUAGAGCUAUCUAGGUUUUGGUCUAGUUUGGUCCCAUUAGCAGUUUGAUUUGAGUCGCACGCGUGGCCGCCUCGACAGUCCAAGCAUUGUUGCUUCAUUUGGUGUCUUGGAAAUGGAGAAGGUGAUGAGAGUGGCUUCAGAGAAAGGAGUGGUGAUCUUCAGUAGGAGCUCAUGUUGCAUGUGCUAUGCUGUCAAGAUCCUGUUUCAUGAACUUGGGGUGAACCCCAUGGUUCAUGAGCUGGAUCAGGACCCUGAAGAAAAGGAAAUGGAGAGGGCACUCUCCAGGAUGGGCUGUAAUGCACCUGUACCAGCUGUGUUCAUUGGUGGUAAGCUGGUAGGAUCCACCAAUGAAGUUAUGUCCCUCCACCUCAGUGGCUCUCUGGUUCCAUUGAUCAAGUCAUAUCAGACUCUAACCUGAAUACUACAUGCUGUAAUACCUUUAUAAUAAACCUUGCAGCUUAAUUCCAGCCAAUCACUGGAAACCUCUAUUGUAGUGAUGACUAUCAUGUGUUAAAGUAAUUCUUAGUUAGUUUAUUAUAUAGAUAUGUGUCUCUGUGAUCUCUGUAUUCUACUCUAAUUUUCUUAAUGAAGUUGUGCUUCCUUGGUCUCUUGCA
Molecule: messenger RNA, 774 nt
Organism: Nelumbo nucifera (sacred lotus)
Lineage: Eukaryota; Viridiplantae; Streptophyta; Magnoliopsida; Proteales; Nelumbonaceae
Source: RefSeq, a predicted model, not a curated record